Messenger RNA from Pichia membranifaciens NRRL Y-2026, 873 nucleotides. RefSeq lists its product as hypothetical. Bases 1 to 873 code for a protein of 290 amino acids. NCBI's taxonomy places the organism in Eukaryota, Fungi, Ascomycota, Pichiomycetes, Pichiales, Pichiaceae. The transcript has a single exon. The record is from RefSeq and is a predicted model, not a curated record.
AUGCUGUUGAACAAUAGCAGGUACACGUCCGAUCGUGCACAGUUUGCCGAACGUGUUGGACGAAUAGGAAAUGUGGGAGAGGUGUUGGACCUGCCGUAUCCACAGAUAGCGGGCUUCAAGAGCAGAAACCCGAAUACCGCAAGAAAGCCAGCUGUACAUUCCAACACUAGCAGGGAGGGUGGAAAUGGUGACGGCAAAGGGACAGGAGACCGAGAUUGUGUUUAUGCCAAUACCAAUAACCCGAGGUUCACAAUGAGCAACAUGUCGUCACAGAACACGUUGAUCUCACAGCAAACAAACUCCACUGUGGCUACAACAUCAUCGGAGUCGGAAGAGCUCUUUCCUAUAGAGAAAUUAGAGGAGCUGGAGGCAAAUAUGGUAAACUAUAUGCAUAAUCCCAGAAGAAACUCAAUCACUUCUUCGAUUAGGAUCGGGAAACACUUCGACAACAUCAAUGCAAGUAAGUACUCGAUCCACUCAUGUAAGAAGACUUCCGUGACUAAUGUGUCUAAGAAUAACAUUGUUCUAAUCAACAAUAUGCCGUAUCCUGUGCAACUACAGUUCCCAGCAAAAAUAUCUAACAGGAAAUCCAAAGAGAUAGCAAUGAGACCAGAUGAUAUGGGCAUCGAAAACAAGGAAAACAUGAACAGGAACUAUAAAAUCAUACGCAAGGAUAACACCUCCAACUCCGCUAGCCUGGGAAGCAAUUACAAAGGCAACUCAUACAUUGAAGAGGUAUAUUUUGAGCCAAGCCCUAGUAAUAACUCCUCGGAGAACUUAACGAUAAACUCUUCUGACAAUAAUAUUAUUGAUCCCCGUUUCAACGAUUCCUACGAUCUUCUGCUCCAAUUGAUCCAGUCUUACAUCGACUAG